CCAAAGUAAGGGGGGGGGAAACGAAGGCAAUAGGAGGGUUAAACAGCUCCUUCUGGUGACAAAAAAGGUUCAUUACAACUUCACAUGUAUUAGUAAUGCCCAGACCUGCAAGCACAAUAGUAUGCAUACAAUUGGUUGCAUUCCCCUUUAAGUUGGCCUAUUCUAAAAAUUGGUUUUCUAAUUUAUCUAAACCAGUGUUUAGUGUUGGGUACUUUUUCAAGAACUGCUAACUUGAACAACUCCCCACUCAACACCACCUGUCAGUAGGUUUGCAAAAAUACAUCCGCCAAGUCUGAAGUCCUGAAAUGGUUGUCAAGAUACUCAAAAGACAUAAAGACAGACAGAGAUUACUUCGACCCUAGUAAGAUUGUUGUAUUUGUCAUUCAGAUGGAUAUCCUUCCAAAAGCCAGUCUGGAAACCUUGGAUACAUCUUCAGUUGAGGCUAUUGUCUUUGACCACCAGUCCCCUUGUACCACCUUUGGUGCCUUACCUCCAUCACCCCCAUCCCCUCCCUCACCAUCAUCCACGCAAUACCUGGAUGAGUUCAUCUCCUCAGGUGCCAUCCUUUUGUCCCAGAAGCUCAGAAAUCUGGGGCUGCAGACUGGUGGAAGCAGUGAGACGAGGUCAGCUCUGGAAACCUCCUGUUUCCUCACCCCGCCCAACACCCCCCACAUCGUAGAUCGUGUUCAUUUGGUGAGGCCAGACCAGGAAAGAUGGAUGAAUGGGGAAAGUGAGAAACUUCUCACCUCGGAUGUAGAUGCACAUGAUGAAGGUGGAUUGGUGUUUGAAUGUCUGUCUGCUCUUAAAGUAGACCGUUUUAAUUCAGAUUGCCCCAGGAUGGAGAGAUGUGUUGAACUGAAAGAGGAAAUGGAGGAGGAUGACCAUUAUGACGACAAUAAUGAUGAGGUUUUUAGCUUGGAGCUGGAGCGAGGGGAAAGAGGACUCGGUCUUGCUCUGGUUGACACAAGGGACACGCCCUUGAAGGUGAAAGGCAUCUUUAUCCGUGCUGUAGUGCCAGACUCUCCUGCAGCACGCUGUCAGAAGCUGCUGCCAGGAGACAGGAUCCUGGCUGUUAAUGGAGUCAGUCUGCUUGGACUGGACUACCACAGUGGCAAGGAUCUGAUCCAGUCAUCAGGGGAGAGACUGAGGUUACUGCUGGCCAGAGCUGACUGGAUGACUAAGGCUGUACAGACUGAAUGCUGACGGCCUUUUUUUAUUGUUUCUUUUAACCAAGAAACCAUCAGCGCACUUGAAGAUAAUUAUAAGAUCUUGCUCAACAUUGAAGCUCAGGACAUGUGCCGUAAUAUAAGUUUACUGUAUGGGUGAUGUAAAGAUAAAAAUGCACUAUAAAAUGAGUCCUGUCCUUGUAUUUAGUAUAGUUUGUAUUUGCUUAAUGUAGUCUUGAAGCGUUUUCUUUUACAUUGUAACAUGAUAUAUUGAUGUCUAUAUUUGAGUUUGUGCUCAAGUGAAUACAGAAUAUUGAUUCCAGACUGCUUACCUUAACUUGAAAUGUUUUAUUAGUCAUAGCCAUCUUCAUACAUUCUCUAUAAGGCAAAGUCAUUUCAUUGUCACUUUCAAUUCUUGGUAUGACCAUGUCUGAUAUCUCAUUUGUGUUGUUAUGAACGUACAUAUACAAGUAAGGAGACCUGAGGCUCAUCAAGUUUAUUCUUUUAUAAUGCCAAGUAAAAGUUGAUCCGAAGUUU
Notothenia coriiceps (black rockcod) is the source of this 1703-nucleotide messenger RNA. RefSeq names its product ras-associating and dilute domain-containing protein-like. The transcript is spliced from 4 exons. Bases 388 to 1203 code for a protein of 271 amino acids. Gene Ontology annotation, molecular function: protein binding. NCBI's taxonomy places the organism in Eukaryota, Metazoa, Chordata, Actinopteri, Perciformes, Nototheniidae. The record is from RefSeq and is a predicted model, not a curated record.